Molecule: messenger RNA, 5526 nt
Organism: Papilio machaon (common yellow swallowtail)
Lineage: Eukaryota; Metazoa; Arthropoda; Insecta; Lepidoptera; Papilionidae
Gene: axo
Product: contactin-associated protein like 5-3
Exons: 29
Coding region: 28-5526 (1832 amino acids)
Source: RefSeq, a predicted model, not a curated record
GCAGAUAAAUGACAUUAAUCGAGCGGCAUGGCAGCGUGGCACAGAAGCGGGUUGAAGUUAAUUGCGCUUCUGAUGUUCUAUGGAACAGCUGAUGUUGACGGCAGCAUGCCGGUGGACUUGGCGGCCGACGAGAAAGCAUUGCCACAAACAACAGUACAAUCAUCAACAACAUUGUCUAGUAUUGCUACGACUAAUAUGUCAACAUCGACAUACGCCACUAUCAUACCGCCGAUACCCCCCAGUGAUAGAGAUAGAUUCCUAACCUUCGCGGAGUCCGGACAUCACCAAACUUUUAUGUUUGCUAAAGAUAACACGUAUAUACAAUUAGACGGAGACAUCAUACAAAGAUUUCAAUUAAGGUUAUGCAGAGAAAUUUCGUUUAAGUUCCGAACGAGAUUACCACACGGACUUUUGGUUUAUCACAAUGUUAAGAAUCCAGUUUUCAAAAUGCAACCGUACGCAUUGUACGUCAUUGUGGAGAAAGGAGAAUUGAAAGUUGUCCAUGUGUUUGGCAAACAUCUGACAUCAGUGACAGUUGGACGCGCUCUGAACAGAGACCAGUGGCACAGCGUAGUCGUCACCAUAGACGUCCACGGCGCGAGACUGAUCGCCAAAGUCGACCAGCUUAAAGAAGAAGUCUAUUUAAAAGGUUUGAGUUUCGACACAAAUUACGGCAUCACAGACAACCUGACCUCUGUAAUACUAAUUGGAGGUUUAAGUUCUGAAGAGAAACUUCAUGGAGUAAAAUACAUCAUAGAAUCAUUUGUUGGUUGUAUCAGCGAUAUGGUGUUAAGUUCUGGUAAAGCAGCAUCAGAUUUACUACCUAUUGUGCCACUGAUUGCCACCAAACAUGAAAAUGUUAAUGAAGGAUGUUCAGAUAAAUGUAGAACCGUAGAGAAUCUGUGCUUCGAAGGUUCUAGAUGUAUUAAUGAGUACAAUGGAUACAGAUGUGACUGUUUUGGUACUUUGUACGAAGAACAACUGUGCGAUGUCUUUACGGCGACAGUACUGACGCUGCGAGGCUCCAGUUACGUGUCUUAUCGGGUCUAUGAUUGGAAGGACCGAGUACAUUCCACAAAUACACGAGUCAGUCUGCAUUUUAAGACUCGUUUCGACGAUUCAGCCUUGUUUUACGCCAGCGGUCAAAUAGACGACAAAAAUCACUACAUCGCCCUCUCUAUACAUCAAGAAAAGGUGGCGAUACAAAUAGACUUAGGAGACGGUCCCGUCGAAGAUUAUUUAGGAGAGAAAGUAAACAAUAACAAAUGGCACAAUCUGACAGUUAUAUUACAAGAAAAAUACGCUUUUGUAUACCUUGAUGACGUCACAGAAACAUAUGAAGUGCCAGGAAAUGCCAAAUACGUUUGUAUCGACCCAGAAAUUUACAUAUGCGGAGGACCAGAUUUGCACAAAAUGAAAGGAUUGAAAUCCUUUAAUAACUUCGCUGGUAACUUGAAAUACGUUUAUUACAAUGACGUGUCAAUUUUAUAUGAAUUGAAGCAAAACAAUCCUAAAGUACAUUACAUUGGUGUACUGGAUCCUGAAUUCGAGGAGAUCGAUAUAGAGGUUAUACCAAUAACUUAUCCUUUCGCAACGUCCCAUAUAUGGUGGCCAUUGAAUCAGACCAAUAGUAUCAACUUGAUUUUCGACUUUAAAACAAGUAAGAAUAUGGCUGUGCUCGCUUACAGCCAAAUAACAACUGGACAAGGAUAUUGGGAGGUUAGAAUGGUGAAAGAAGAAAUAAGAUUUGAGUUAGUACCAGAUAUAGGAACCAACGUAACAGUACUGAAGUCUGUUAAAUUUAAUGUUAGUAACGACUGGCAUACUGUUGAACUAGAUUAUAGGAAAGGAAGGAUUAAGCUAAGUGUUGACAGUCAUAAUAAACACGCACAAAUGUUUGGUUUGGAUUUUCAACUUCAAGAUAAAAUAGUGAUUGGGAGUGGAUUAAAAUCGGCGAAUUUGGGCUUGAUUGGAUGCAUGCGGAACAUUAAAAUUAACGGCCUUACUAUAGAACCAAGGUUCGUCAUCAACACGGAGAGAGUUGUGGGCGAGGUGGCGAUAGACGACUGCCGAUACGUAGAUCCCUGCACCAGACCCAAUACUUGCGAACAUGGCGGCAUCUGCUCUAUCAGGGAGGACAGAGUUAUAUGCAACUGUGAUAACACUGGGUAUAUCGGAGAGAAUUGUCACUUCGCAACAUUUCGAAAGACCUGUGAAGAACUAGCACUGCUCGGGUAUACAAGGAAUGAUGUCUAUCUCAUAGACAUUGAUGGCAAUGGAAAGUUCCCUCCAGCUCACGUCAAGUGUGAGUUUCAGAUCGAAGCAGAUUCGUCUACUACUGUAGUGGAACAUAACCUGCCUAGCCAAGUUGAUGUACGAUCGGCGUCAGGUCAAGACUUUAGCUUCAAAAUAAAAUAUAGAGAGUUCACAGCAGAAAUGAUACAAGAGCUCAUUUCUCAUUCCUUGUUCUGUCGUCAGUACAUCAAGUACGAUUGUAACAUGGCGCCUCUAGAACUGCAUAGCGCUACAUGGUUUAUAUCUUCUUCGAACGACACCGUUGACUAUUUGGGUAAUGUUAAAAGAGGUUACUGUCCGUGCGGAGUAAACGCGACCUGCGUGAACCCGACAAAGUCGUGCAACUGUGAUGCCAACGAGAACAAAUGGCACGCGGAUGAAGGCAUCCUCCUGGACCCGAAGAGUCUUGGUAUCACGGAGAUGUUCUUCCUACAACAGAAAGAUUUGACGGAAGAAGCCCAGGGUAGAAUCACCCUGGGACCUUUGGAAUGUGUCGAGACUAAUACUCAACGAUACGUUGUAACAUUUACAACUUCACAAUCCUACAUCGAAGUGCCCGGAUGGAGGAAAGGAGAUAUUGCAUUCAGUUUUAGAACAACAGGCACCAGCGCCAUCUUGUUAUUCCAGCCGCCUAUACGACCAAACUAUCCAUCUUUCAUGGUCGCUUUAACUAGCGAACACGAGUUGACAUUCAAUUUCACACUAAACACCGGGACCACAAGGAAACUUGUCAUCAACUCUAAAAGAAAACUGAACGGCGGAGAAUGGCACAAGAUAUGGAUAGAUUACAACUUCUAUCAUGUCCGAUUUAUGCUGAACACGGAAUACCAAAUGCUGAAUUUACUGCAAGAAGAAGAAUUCGGUCCAUUUGAGGGAUCAAUGUUUAUAGGUGGUGCUACUGCGGAUCAUUUAAAAAAAUCCGCGGUACAUCAAGGGUUAAUAGGCUGUUUCAGAGGUUUGGUCGUGAACGGAGAAGUUCUCGACAUAUACAGUUACAUGUCGGUACAUUUGUCGGAAAUCAUCAAAGACUGUAAGCCAUCGUGCGUCCCCAACCCGUGUCAGAAUAAAGCGACAUGCAAAGAGCUCUGGUCAACUUAUGAAUGCAUAUGCAAAAACCCUUGGGCUCAUCUUGGUGUGCAUUGCGAAGAAAAUAUAAACGAAAAGGCACUAACGUUUCAAACGAAAGAAGCUUAUUUAAAGAAGAAUUAUUUAGUCGACAACGAAACAGAUGCAGAGAAACACAGAUUGAAGAAAAUGAUGACGGAAAAUGUCUUAAUGAAUUUAAGAACGUACGAUGAUAACGCCUUAGUACUCUACGCUAAUGACAAUCUUAAUAAUUUCAUACAUUUGUUCAUUCACAAUGGAACACAAAUUAUUUAUCUAUUCAAUGAUGAAGACGAAAUCAUCGAAUUAAAUGUAACUUAUGAUAGAAUUAAUAAAGGAGAAAGUGUACAGAUCGCUAUCAUCCGAACUGAAAACACGACAACUUUACACGUGAACGAUAAGAACAAUACAAUCGGGAAAGUAGCGAAACUUCUAUCCAACUAUACCAAUAAGCCUUGGAUUAACCCAGAAUUAGAAGUGAUACGGCCACAACGACCACCCGCACCACCAACAGAUUAUUUCCAGAUGAACCUCGGCGGUUACGACCAGUACUCCUUACAUCUCUCGCCGAGAGCAAAUCUCUUACCUCAAGGCGGGUACGUCGGAUGUGUAAGAGGAUUCAAAAUAGCAGAUCACGUUGUUGACUUGUCAAGGAAAGCGUUGCAAAAUAUCGACCAAGAUCUCACGGGAGUUCUGCCAGAAUGUAAUAUGAAAUGCGACUCAGAACCUUGUAAGAAUGGUGGCGUUUGUACUGAAGAUUUUACAAAUCAGGAAAGCAGCUGUGACUGCGAGCUGACGAGCUACUUCGGAGAGUAUUGUAUGGAGGAGAAAGGUGCUGACUUCAAUGGGGAGAGUAUUUUGCAGCGGCGAUUCGUUCUUUUAGGUCCAGUGCUUAAAGUAAAAAUAAAAUUGGCAUUUUCCAGUAAUGAUCUCAGACAGAAGAAUACAGUUCUCUUAUUGGUACAGACUGAAAAUAAACGUAGCUACUAUUUACUUCUGGCAAUAACCCAGGACGGAUAUCUUAAGUUCGAGGAAGAUAGAGAGGAAUAUGCUUAUGGCGCUGAGGUGAAAAAUAGAAACUUUCUAAACGGAGCACGUCAUACCGUGUAUUAUACGAGAGUAGGUCAAGAAGCUAAGCUCUUAAUAGACAGAAUUGAGGUACCGCUCGAGAAACUUCCGCCUCAAGGUCUGUGGGAGGUGUUUGAUGUGGGCUCUAACGAAGUGCAAAUAGGGGGUCUCAACACCACUGACCCCCGACUCAUGAUUUACAAGGGUUAUAACGGCUGUCUAUCCAACAUAUUCGUUGAGCUGAACGACUACGAGAUGAAGCCAUUAGAGGAGUACAUGCUGUUCACACGAUCUGACGCUGAGAAAGUGAACGCGGUGAACGCGCGCGGCGUGCGCAGCGCACAGUGCUCCGCGGACUUCGAUGAUACUUGGCCGGAGCGCGAUCAGCUGGCGACGCAUAAUGGCAGCUUCCUUAUCAGUGUCGAUAAAACGUGGGUGGAGGAUCCUCCUGCGAGAGCACCAUACGACUCUUUACACCAACAACCCGAUGCCGAAGAAGAAAAUACUGAUAAAUUCUUCAUAGCACUAAUAGUCAUAUUCUUGCUUGGACUAUUCUAUUGUGGAUCACAUAUGUGGAGGACCCACAAAGCACAUAGAUUACGCUUAGAAAAAGAAACUGAUGAAAAUAUAAUGCGAAAUAAAGAGAAAGCUAUAAAAUUACAAGAACCUAGCGUCUCAUUUCUACAGCUUAAUAAAGAAGAUGGUGUUCAAGGAAAGGAAGAAUUAAAAUCGAAUGGUGUUACAAUAGAUAUAACUCCGACGGUAAUCGUGGAUACCAGCGAUGAGAAACCAGUAGUCAGAAAGGGUUCUUUAAGAUUUAGAGAAAUUAUAGACAAAGAUGUCACUUUUGAAACAUUAGAAGAAAAAGAUGAAACAUUAGAAAAUGAAGAAGAUGAAAAUACCUCAGAAAAAGACACAGAAGACGAAGAGGAAACUGAAACGAAAACGGAGUCAAGCAACACGUCAGAAAAAAAUAAUAACGGAUUAAGGGUGAUACCUUCGCAAUCACCAUAUAAAAUUGAUGAAGAAAGUUCAAUCGAAGUAAUUACGAGUGCCUAA